UAUAUUUGAAAUGUAUUCAAAUGUUGUUUACGUUUUACAAAGAUUGUAAGUCAUAGAUUACUGUGGGUUUCGUUUACAACUUUACAGUGUAGCGUUUAUCCUAUUGAUAUGAUUAGCAGGCAUAACACCUUUUACAAAAAAAAAUUUAAAAAUGGAUAAUUGGGAGGAAGCUGAAACAAUUUACGAAUUUACUGCCAAAGAUCUUAAAACGGGCGAAGAAGUUUCUUUGAAGAAAUAUAAGGGUCACGUUUGUAUUAUUGUAAACGUAGCUUCAAAAUGUGGCUACACCAAACGGAAUUACGAACAAUUAGUAAAGCUUCACGAAAAAUAUGGUGAAGAGAAAGGUCUUAAAAUCUUGGCGUUUCCAUGCAAUCAAUUUGGAAAACAGGAACCUGGAAAUUCUGAGAAAAUUUGUGAAUUUGCCGAAAAAAAAAACGUUAAGUUUGAUAUGUUCGAAAAAAUAAAUGUUAAUGGAAAAGAUGCUCAUCCGUUAUGGAAAUUUCUGCAAAACAAAAUACCUGGUGAGCGAGGGAAAGCGAUUAAAUGGAAUUUCACAAAAUUCAUAAUUAAUGAGGAUGGAGAACCUGUAGAAAGAUUUGCUUCUGCUAAAAAUCCAAACGAUCUGGUAGAGGUUCUUGAAAAAUAUUGGUAAAUUGGAGCCAAAAAGAAACAUUUUUUAUGUACCUAUGCUUCUAAUAAGAGUAUUAUCAUUGAUGUAUAAGCUAAGAGUGUACCUUUAACUUUUUAGAAUUCAAUAAAUGUAUUUUUUUUUGUA
Agrilus planipennis (emerald ash borer) is the source of this 775-nucleotide messenger RNA. Its product is annotated as phospholipid hydroperoxide glutathione peroxidase-like. The transcript has a single exon. Lineage: Eukaryota; Metazoa; Arthropoda; Insecta; Coleoptera; Buprestidae. Gene Ontology annotation, biological process: response to oxidative stress. The record is from RefSeq and is a predicted model, not a curated record. Gene Ontology annotation, molecular function: glutathione peroxidase activity. Bases 152 to 652 code for a protein of 166 amino acids.